GGAAAAGAAGAAAAAGAAGGACUCAAAGAAUAAGGCGGAUGACUCUGAAAGGUCUAAGAAGAAGGAUAGCAAGAAGUGAAAGGUUAUGGAAGAAGAUGAUGAAGAGAGAAGUGAAACGAGCUUGGAAUUAGGUGAGCCUGUGAAUUUGAAAUUGGAUAUAUAAGAAGAAGCAAAAGAAAGCAAAAGUAGAUGCUGAGGUGGAAGAGGAGGAGAAGAGUGAGAAUCCGAAUGCUAUUUCUCGGUUUCGAAUAUCGGAACCAUUGAGAUAGAAACUCAAGUCUAAGGGUAUUGAGUCUCUGUUUCCAAUUUAGGCCACCACUUUUGAUAUGGUUCUUGAUGGCUCCGACUUAGUUGGACAUGCACGCACUGGUUAGUUUGGGAGAAGACUACAAGAAGGAAGAAAUGGAAAUAAUGACGUGUGCGGCACGCCUCUGCCUCUUGCAUUCAUCUUCUAGAAGGCCAACAAUGAAGACGGAUCUGAAGCAAAAGCCGAAGUACUUGCUGACAAUCACAGUUGGUCUGAAUCAGAGGCAAAAUAUUGAUAGAAUGGUUAAAAAGUUUUCUGAGGAUUUCCAACUUUUGCUUUUCCACUAUGAUGGUCGGACAAGUGAAUGGGAUGAAUUUGAGUGGUCAAAGAGCGCAAUCCAUGUUAGUGCAAGGAGACAAACAAAAUGGUGGUAUGCAAAAAGGUUUUUGCAUCCUGACGUUGUUGCAGCUUAUGAGUAUAUUUUUAUUUGGGAUGAAGAUCUUGGCGUGGAACACUUCAACGGGGAGAAGUAUAUUGAGUUGGUUAAAAAACAUGGGCUAGAGAUCUCUCAACCAGGUCUGGAGCCCAAUAACGGAUUGACAUGGCAAAUGACGAAGUGGAGGGGUGAUCGAGAGGUUCACAAGUUUACAGAAGAGAAACCUGGCUGGUGCAGUGAUCCACAUGUGCCUCCAUGUGCUGCGGACCCGGUUAAGAUCCCUUGGGGCAAUUAUGGGGCUGAGUAUAUUGUUGAAUCUUCUGGGGUCUUCACAACAACUAACAAGGCCUCAACUCACAUAAAGGAAAAAAUGAUACAUUCGUGCAAUAAUGCUUGAAGGAGCAGCUCAUCUUACUUGAAGGAGCAGAAGCAGAGUUAAGGCGCAUAGUCCAACAACAAGAAAAUAAGAUAAACAGUUGUAUGGACUAUACAUAUAUAUAUAUAUAUG
Messenger RNA from Pistacia vera, 1191 nucleotides. RefSeq lists its product as uncharacterized. The transcript has 9 exons. Lineage: Eukaryota; Viridiplantae; Streptophyta; Magnoliopsida; Sapindales; Anacardiaceae. Bases 358 to 1080 code for a protein of 240 amino acids. The record is from RefSeq and is a predicted model, not a curated record.